UACGUGCUUUAUCUUAGCGGCUGAGUGUGACGUGAUAUUGCAGCCUUGCUUCCAGAGCUCUGCAAGCACCAAGCAAAAGCGCGUCUAUUUCUCUUUGUGUUAUAACUCACAAGUCCAGGUAAAACAUCUCCACAUCCCUCCACCAGAAGGAUCUCUUCUUUCUUUUUUUCUCUUCUACCCGUUUUUUCCCCAAAUCAGAGGAAAAAACCGACUUUACCAGAGAAGAAAUCAUUGGGGGGUGAAUAGAGAAUUGGGAGUCUGUCGAUUUAAUUUAUGGGAACACAUUUUUUGGGGGGGGGGGAAACGGUCGCUUCUUUUCGUCACUACAAGAUUUAUUUUUUUUUAUUCUCUUUUUCUCUCUUGAUAUUUUUCUAUUCUGCUCGGUGGCUGUCGUGCGCUCCGGUUUUGAUGGGAAAAAGCCAGCAUCAGAAGAAGGAGAGGACAGGGAGGAUAUGAGCGGGCAGAGCGGAGUCUAACGCAUUUUAUUCCCAUCCACUGAACCAUCUUGUUGCGCCGGACUACUGUCGUCGGGAAUGGAGAGUAUUGAUUCACCGAAGGGCUGCAGAAUUUAUUUAUAAGGAUGUGGUCAGUGUUGGAAAAAUAGCCAUAGCUUCCGCAGUGUAAGGCCAAAUGACAUAGGAUGAAGGCUGUUCGAAACCUGUUGAUUUAUAUAUUUUCCACCUAUCUUCUGGUUAUGUUUGGAUUUACUGGUGCCCAAGAUUAUUGGUGUUCCACUCUGGUCAAGGGGGUCAUUUAUGGAUCAUACUCGGUGUCUGAAAUGUUUCCCAAGAACUACACAAACUGUACAUGGACGCUGGAGAACCCAGACCCAACCAAAUACAGCAUCUACCUUAAACUAUACAAGCGAGACUUGAGCUGCUCUGAAUACUCUUUGCUUGCUUAUCAGUUUGAUCACUACUCACAUGAGAAGAUUAAUGAGUUGCUCAAAGUGAACGCAUCUAUUGUGUAUCUGUGUGAUUCAAAGAAUAAUUACAUAUUUUUGCUGUACGACAAAAAUUUUGCUCAGCUGCGAAGGGUUUUUCCUUACGAUUACAAUGGAUUGACACCGCAGAAGCUGGAUGACGAGGAGCAGUCUAUCCUGGAGUUCUUAAUAUUGAAUAAGGCGAGCCCUAGCCAGUUUGGGUGUCAAGUGCUUUGUACGUGGCUGGAAAACUGCCUGAAAGCAGAGAAAGGGACAGUGGAGGCAUGUGGGAUUGUGUACACCAAAUGCACAUGUCCCCAGCAUUUAGGCGAUGGAGAAUCAGAGAGCAUGCUCAUGCUCAAUAAUGUGGUUUUACCUCUAAAUCCACAAACGGAGGGUUGCUUGUCACCUCAGCUGCAUGUCGGUCAGGUCUGCAAUCUGAGUUCAGAAGUAAGGCGGCCUCCUAAAGAAGAAUAUGGAAUGAUCGGAGAGCAUACUGUAAAAAGUCAGCGGCCACGAUCAGUUCAUGACACAAAGGCCCUGAAGGAGCAAGCUGAAUCUGCUAAAUUUAUGGCACAAACUGGUGAAUCAGGUGCAGAGGAGUGGUCCCAGUGGAGCUCAUGCUCUGUAACAUGCGGUCAAGGGUCGCAGGUGCGAACAAGAACAUGUGUCUCACCAUACGGAACACACUGCAGCGGCCCUUUAAGAGAAUCAAGGGUUUGCAAUAACACUGCCCCUUGUCCAGUACAUGGUGUAUGGGAGGAGUGGUCACCGUGGAGCCUUUGCUCAUUCACAUGUGGCCGGGGUCACCGCACUAGGACUAGGAUGUGUGCUCCUCCCCAGCACGGUGGCAGGGCCUGUGAUGGACCUGAGACCCAGACUAAACUUUGCAACAUUGCCCUGUGCCCAGUGGACGGACAGUGGCAGGAGUGGAGCUCUUGGAGCGAUUGCUCGGUGACCUGUGCCAAUGGCACUCAGCAGAGGACCAGGCAGUGCUCAGCAGCCGCCCAUGGGGGAUCUGAGUGUCGCGGUCACUGGGCAGAAAGCAGAGAGUGCCAUAAUCCUGACUGCACAGCUAAUGGCCAGUGGAAUCCCUGGGGCCUGUGGAGCGGCUGCUCUAAGUCCUGUGAUGGAGGAUGGCAGAGGCGUACCAGGGUGUGUCAGGGGGUUGCAGUGACCGGGCAGCAGUGCGAUGGAACAGGAGAGGAAGUACGAAAGUGUAGUGACCAACGCUGCCCAGCGCCAUAUGAGAUUUGUCCAGAGGACUAUGCAAUGUCGAUGGUUUGGAGACGGACCCCGUCGGGAGAGCUUGCCUUUAAUAGAUGCCCACCCAAUGCCACAGGCACCACUAGUCGACGCUGCUCUUUGGAUCAACGCGGCAUGGCCUUUUGGGAGCAGCCAAGCUACGCUCGAUGCAUAACAAAUGAAUUCAGAUACUUGCAGCAAUCAUUCUUGGAGGUUCAGGGUCAUCUUGCAAAGGGCCAGAGGAUGCUGGCGGGUGAUGGGAUGUCCCAGGUUACCAAGAACCUCCUGGAUCUCACCCAGCGCAGGAACUUUUACGCUGGUGACCUUCUCUCAUCAGUGGAGAUCCUUCGCAAUGUGACAGAGACCUUCAGGAGGGCAAGCUACGAGCCUUCCUCAGAUGAUGUUCAAAACUUUUUUCAAAUCAUCAGCAACCUCUUGGAGGAGGAAAAUAAGGAGAAAUGGGAAGAUGCACAAAAGAUCUAUCCUGCAGCAGUGGAACUCAUGCAGGUCAUAGAGGAGUUCAUCCAUAUUGUUGGACUGGGCAUGAAGGAUUUUCACAAUGCCUAUCUAAUGACUGGAAACUUAGUGGCCAGCAUCCAGAGACUUCCAGCAGUGUCUGUGAUGACUGACAUCAACUUCCCCAUGAAAGGUCGUAAAGGCAUGGUCGAGUGGGCCAGGAACUCAGAAGAUAAAGUGGUCAUCCCAAAGGGACUCUUUGUUUCCCAGUCAGCAGACAUGGAGGGGUCGCCUGUGUUCAUUUUGGGAACUGUUCUCUACAAAACUCUUGGACUCAUGCUACCUUCACCAAAGAAUCACACCGCUGUGAACUCCAAGGUUAUCGCUGUGACCGUGAGACCUGAGUACAAGUCAACAGACUCCCACCUUGAGAUUGAAUUGGCUCACCUGGCAAAUGGAACAUUGAAGCCGUACUGUGCACUCUGGGACAGCAACAUAAUGAACGAUUCUUGGGGAGCCUGGUCCGCGAAAGGAUGCAAAACGGUGCUCACAGAUGCAUCCCAUACAAAAUGCUCGUGUGAUCGUGUAUCUACCUUCGCCAUUUUGGCUCAACAACCGAGAGGAAUAACUAUGGAGUACUCAGGGGUCCCAUCUGUGACUCUGAUAGUUGGCUGUGGUUUGUCUUGCCUCGCCUUGAUUACACUGGCAGUCAUCUACAUUGUCUUAUGGAGAUAUAUCCGAUCUGAACGAUCCAUUAUUCUGCUGAACUUCUGCCUUUCUAUAGUCUGCUCAAACAUACUAAUCCUUGUUGGACAAACACAGACCCACAAUGUGGGUGUGUGCAUCAUGACAACUGCCUUCCUGCACUUCUUCUUUCUGGCAUCCUUCUGCUGGGUCCUCACAGAAGCCUGGCAGUCAUACAUGGCAGUGACAGGGAAGGUUCGCACCAGGCUCAUCCGGAAGCGUUUCCUGUGUCUUGGCUGGGGGUUACCAGCUUUAGUUGUCGCAAUUUCAAUGGGAUUCACUAAAACAAAGGGCUACGGGACGCCCUUAUACUGUUGGCUCUCCUUAGAGGGUGGGCUCCUGUAUGCCUUCGUUGGACCUGCAGCAGCUGUUGUUUUGGUCAACAUGGUGAUUGGUAUAUUGGUGUUUAAUAAGUUAGUGUCCAGAGAUGGAAUCCUGGACAAGAAGCUGAAGCAUCGUGCAGGGUAUGACAGCACAUCCUUACAGAUGAGUGAGCCGCAUACAGGAUUAACUCUCAAGUGUGCCAAAUGCGGUGUUGUAUCAACAACUGCUUUAUCAGCAACAACAGCUAGCAAUGCGAUGGCAUCGUUGUGGAGCUCCUGUGUCGUCCUACCUCUGCUGGCUUUGACCUGGAUGUCUGCCGUGCUCGCCAUGACGGACAAGCGCUCUAUCCUUUUCCAGAUCCUAUUUGCCGUCUUUGACUCCUUGCAGGGUUUUGUCAUUGUCAUGGUGCACUGUAUCUUGCGGAGAGAGGUCCAAGAUGCUUUUAGAUGUCGGCUUAGAAACUGUCAAGAUCCAAUCAGUGGUGAUGCAACAGGAACCUUCCCUAAUGGGCAUGCUCAGAUAAUGACAGACUUUGAGAAAGAUGUGGACAUCGCCUGCCGAUCAGCACUCCACAAGGAUAUGGGCUCGUGUCGUGCAGCCACCAUAACAGGUACCCUCUCCCGCAUUUCCCUCAAUGAUGAGGAGGAUGAGAAAGUGCCUGAGGGCCUCAACUACUCCACGUUGCCAGGCAACAUCAUCUCCAAAGUGAUAAUCCAGCAGCCUUCAGCUCUGCACAUCCCAGUAGGGAUGGGGGAGCUGAAAGACCAAUGCAUGUCUGAGAGCAAUGCGGACAUGAGGCGUACAGUGUACCUUUGCACAGAUGACGGCAUGCGCCAGAGUGACCACGACAUGGGCGGUCACGACAUGGAGGGCCAUCCGGUUCAGGGUCAAAUGAUGGAGACGGACUACAUAGUGAUGCCUCGUGCCUCUGCAGGUGCAGUGUCUGGGUCAGUCACACUGCCUACUCUCAUUAAGGAGGAGCCCAAGAUGAGUGCUGGGAUGGAUACGCUUCCCCAUGAGAGGCUAAAGCAUUACAAGAUAAGUCCUGACUUCAAUAUCAACCCGUCAGGCAUGGACCACAUGAAUGUGAACCUGGAGCACCAGUAUCCUAGUGCUCCAGAGCAGAUGCAAACCCUGCCCUUUGAACCUCGCACAGCUGUUAAGAACUUCCUUGCAGAGAUGGAGGAAAGCGGGGGCCUUUCUCGGAGUGACACUGGCUCAACAAUAUCAAUGAGCUCCCUGGAGAGAAGAAAGUCAAGAUACUCUGAUCUGGACUUUGAGAAAGUCAUGCACACCAGGAAAAGACACAUGGAGCUGUUCCAGGAACUGAAUCAGAAAUUUCAAACCCUGGACCGAUUUCGAGACAUACCAAAUAUGGGCAGCAUGGACAAGGCAAUGCCAAAACAGAACCCGUGGGAGAGCUACAAUCCAGCCUGUGAGUACCAGAACUACGCCACUAUGAAUGUACUAGAUUCUGACACCAAGGACUCGCUGGAGAUGACGCCUGCAGAAUGGGAGAAGUGUGUCAACUUACCCUUAGAUGUCCAGGAAGGAGACUUCCAGACAGAAGUGUAAAGAGUCAAGAAGGUGGAGAAAAAAUGCAAACUUGGAAAGGAGGAGAAGGGGAUGUAUUUUGCACUGAUUAAAGCAACAGACUUUUCUAACAGCCUUGGCAAACAUAUCUGGAACUUACGAGCGUGGCAGGGACAAAAUGUGCCAAUACAAUAUAUGGACCGGUGAGAGAGGAAAAAAAAGAAAAAUAAAAAGGGAUAAAAACAUCAGUGUUACUUUUUGUAUUCUCACUAGUGUACUUAGUGUGGGGCAGCCUGGUGUACAAUAUUUACCAUCCUGUGUUACCAAUUAUCUGUGGAGGAAUUGGCUGAAAAAAAAACUCUCUUAAUGAAACCUCACAAAGCAAAUGACAUGCCAUGUCGUCCCAGCUUCAUCGGGUCUAGUUUUGAUUUCCUAAAACUGGACCUGGGAGCACAAUGUAUAUAUUUAUGCAGUUUUUAAAAAGUUUAUAACAGUCCGUUUGGCCAUUACUACACUUUUUACUUUAUAAUAUAAAACAUGGGAGGCAAAGAGGAUUUUUCUGUCAUAUUAAAAUGAAUGUUUGUCAAGCUACAUUCUUCAUUGCUUUAAAUGCAAUAAAGAUAAUACUCACUUUUAUAUAAAUAAUAUAUUUCACAACUUUAAUACUGCAGAAUCUGCUUGAAGGAUCCCAGCAAGCUCUCUCAUCUGCAGCUCUGUAUAAAAUAUUUAAAAAAAUGUUGUACGGUGUAAAUAAACUUUUGUCUACAUAUGUUUUACUUGUGCCAAUUUAUUUUAUGAGGUAAAAAAAAAAAAAUGCCAACCUGACCAGAAGUUAUAGCGAAAAAUGUUAACAUUUGAAAAGGAAUGUAAAUAAAAGAGGAAAUAUGUUCGUACUGCUUCA
Messenger RNA from Cyprinodon tularosa, 6125 nucleotides. It is a transcript of the gene adgrb3, whose product is annotated as adhesion G protein-coupled receptor B3. The record is from RefSeq and is a predicted model, not a curated record. Lineage: Eukaryota; Metazoa; Chordata; Actinopteri; Cyprinodontiformes; Cyprinodontidae. The coding region runs from base 641 to 5266 and encodes 1541 amino acids. Gene Ontology annotation, biological process: cell surface receptor signaling pathway; adenylate cyclase-activating G protein-coupled receptor signaling pathway; negative regulation of angiogenesis. Gene Ontology annotation, cellular component: postsynapse; synaptic cleft; plasma membrane. The transcript has 31 exons. Gene Ontology annotation, molecular function: G protein-coupled receptor activity.